AAGGAAAUGAAUAGUUGUUUUGCAUAAAGCCCACACUAGGUUAAAAGCUAAAACAGGAAGGAACUUCACCAUCAGUAUGCUAGAUGGGACUGCUUCUGUGACAUGUGCUUGGUUUUGAGAAAAUCAGAACUCUUCAGAUUACUAAUAGGAAUAAUUACCAUGUUUAUUUUAUGUUUACCUGAAUUUUUCAAAGUCCAUGAAGCUAACACUGUAAUUAUAUCAUGCAGGGAUACCUGUGCAUUGAAUAAUACCACUUUUCCACUUUGCACUUUUAACAAUUCUUGCAAAAGCUCCCUGCAACAAAGAAGAAAGAACGAGACUGUUUUACUGAAGGCCGUUGUAAAUCAUCCCAAUUUCCAAAAUAUUCCAUGUAUUUGCCAAUCCUCCAGCAAAGAACAACAGUCACAUAUUAUGUACUCAGAGUGUGAAUCCAAGAGAGAGAGGAAUGUUGUUCCCCGAGGACCAAGAUCAGUAACUAAAAAAAUUCCAAAAGCAAAAGGCUCAUUUGACAUGAAAACGGAAGAUCUUGUAUAUUUUUAUAAAUAUUUCAAUUUCACUAUGCUUCCUGAGAACGAAGAAGAGCAUAAUACUUACUACAUGCUGGAAGUCCACAUCAACAAUUCUAUAGUCAGAGGACGAAGCGCAGCUGAAGAAUACCUAAAUCACUCCUGUCUGGUGGCAAUGAUGGAAGACCAAAAUGACUGUAUAAAUAUUUCACUGCAUCUGAAGUCUUAUGUGGAAUAUCCCAUGUGUAUGACGAAGAUCAUAUGGCUCAGUAUGAUUCCAUUAGUUUUUGUGUUCACUAUUUCAACCGUCGUCUACAAAAUUGUCCAAGAAAAUGAACAAAACUAUCGUAAACAGAGAGUAGCAGCAGCAGCAGUUUCAACCAUUCUAAGAAAAAGAGAUUCCAGACAUGCAAGAAGAACUAUAUCUGCUACUAAAACUCAAUUUUUUCCUGUGGAGACCAACAAACAGCAGACUCCACUUACUGCACAGACCACAGAGAUACUGCCUAUAAUUCCUGAACAAGAGCAUUGCCAUGUGGAUGCAUCAAGUGUAGAUGGGACUCCUCCCAGUUACUGCAGCAUUCAGUUACUUCAGACUGCCUCUUCAGAUACCUGUCAACUAUCUCUUCAGGUAAAGCUUCAUCUUCCCAUACUCCCACCUCCUGGGAGUACUGCCCAUUUUAAUCGUUUCCUGUGGUAAGAGCCAGCAUUUAGUCUCAGGUUAGAAACAGAUAUUUCCGAGGUUAUAAUACCAUAUGUUACUGAAGAGUGCUUACUAAUCAGUGCCUUCAUUAUGCAGCACUACAGCUGAGCAGCAGCAUCCUAUGUCCUUCCAGGAUAUUGGGUUCAUCAAAGAUCAUUUUAUAGGUGCUGGAAACAACAUGUCAUGGUCCAUUCCCACACAAACCUAACUUUUGUCCACCACUGGGAACAACCACUGGGAUUGACCUGCCAGCACACCUCUUGCUUUCAUUAUGUCAACUGUUAUGCCUUAAAAGGCUAGAAAGAGGAGAUGAAACAGCGUGGCAAACCUUUGAUUUGGAAUAAAUUCAGCUAAUAAAAAAAUUCAUCAACUUCUGUACCCAUUCCUUUACCAAAGGAGAACGUGUUCAGCAUGGGUCACUUAAUCGCUCUGUGUAUUUUCAGGGUACUUAUUAUCAUAGCAUUUGGGUGCUGAAAUUAAGGAUCCUUCUCUAUUUCGGUCAUCUUUCAUUAAAUGACUGCAUUAGCAACUGUCCUGGAGAAAUGCAUGAGUCAAACGUCUCAAGUGCUGUAAGACAGUUCUCUGUUUAUCUAUCUGUGACAGCUUUAGAGGUAUUUCCUUAGUGCUGUCAAAAGGUGACAUAAGAAUUAAUGCAAGUUAUGAGGGUGCUGUUUAUUUGGUUAGAAAGCAUGAACAUUUUAUUCAGGAAGGCAAAUAUUUGCUUUAGGACCAGUGCUGGUCAGUGGACAGCAUGUUAGACUAAGGCUCUGGAGACCCAGCUUCUUUUUCUGUCUCUACCAAUGGCUCCUCAUUACCCCAGUCAUUAUUUAUCCCCAGCUAAAACAGAGACUGUGUAGUGCUUUUAAUUUGCAAAGCACUACUUACAUCAAUUGUUAUUUUUAGCAGCUCUAAAAUGCCUUUUCUGUGAUAAAUGAAAAGAGAGAAACAAGAAGCUGGACUGAUAGCAACAAAUCUGGGGGAACAUCAGAUCUUAGAGUGGAUCAGAAGGAUAAAUACUGAAUUUAUGUA
Struthio camelus australis is the source of this 2238-nucleotide messenger RNA. Lineage: Eukaryota; Metazoa; Chordata; Aves; Struthioniformes; Struthionidae. The record is from RefSeq and is a predicted model, not a curated record.